Messenger RNA from Cucurbita moschata (crookneck pumpkin), 1104 nucleotides. Its product is annotated as (RS)-norcoclaurine 6-O-methyltransferase-like. Gene Ontology annotation, biological process: methylation. Lineage: Eukaryota; Viridiplantae; Streptophyta; Magnoliopsida; Cucurbitales; Cucurbitaceae. The record is from RefSeq and is a predicted model, not a curated record. Gene Ontology annotation, molecular function: O-methyltransferase activity; protein dimerization activity; S-adenosylmethionine-dependent methyltransferase activity. The coding region runs from base 1 to 1104 and encodes 367 amino acids. The transcript has 3 exons.
AUGGAAAUUAGUCACAAAAAAUGUUCAUCUCAAAAGGAAGAAGAUGGGCAAGCCAUCACCCAGAUGUGGAAAUACACAUUUGGUUUCACCGAAUUGGCUGCAAUAAAAUGCAUCAUAGACCUUAAAAUUGCAGACAUUAUCGAAGGUAAUGGAAGCCCCAUGACAUUGGCGGAGCUAUCCACUACUUCAAACUGUUCUUCCACCCUCCUUUACCGCAUCAUGAGGUUCCUCAUUCAUCGUGGAAUUUUCAGAGAAGAAACCACCGCUGAAAGCCAUAUAGGCUAUGCGCACACACCCUUGUCUCGCUUGCUUGCCACCAACGUUGAGAACAGCAUGGCUCCCAUGAUUCUGUUUAAAAUUAGCCCUGUGAUGCUUGCACCAUGGCAGUGUUUGAGCGCCCACUUAAAGAACAGCGACACUUCACCAUUUGAGAUUGCUCAUGGGAAGGAUAUAUGGAGUUAUGCUGCAGCAAAUCCGGAGUACAAUAUGCUGUGCAAUGAGGCCAUGGCUUGUUCUGCUAGGGUCACUACUUCGGCUAUACUUGAAGGAUGUGGUGAUAUUUUUGAUGGUGUUGGAUGUUUGGUCGAUGUGGGUGGAGGAAAUGGUAGCACUUUGAGUAUUCUAGUUAAGGCUUGUCCAUGGAUGAGAGGUAUCAAUUUUGAUCUUCCACAUGUUGUGUCUGCUUCACUCGAGUACGAUAACGUGCAGCAUGUAGCUGGUGAUAUGUUCGAUUUUAUCCCUAAAGCUGAUGUUGCUUUCCUCAAGUGUAUUCUACACGAUUGGGACGACGAAGAAUGUAUUAAAAUUUUGAAGAACUGCAAGGAAGCGAUCUCAAAAAACAAAGGGAAAGUGAUAAUCAUAGAAGCAGUAAUUGAAGGAACCGAAAAAUCAGAUGUGGGAUUGAUGUUUGACCUAUUGAUGAUUGAAGGAACCGAAAAAUCAGAUGUGGGAUUGAUGUUUGACCUAUUGAUGAUGGCCUAUACCAACAAAGGCAAGGAAAGAACACAUGAAGAGUGGGCAUAUCUUAUCCAUGCAGCUGGUUACAGUCGAUACACUGUUACACCCAUUCAAGCUAUCCAAUCGAUUAUUCAAUGCUUCUCUUAA